ACGGCGCUCAUCAGGAUGGUGUGGAACAUCACGGCUAUCACGAUGGAGAGAAGAAGCAUAUAAUUGUUCGAUUGUCGUAGAUUUGUUAGUGGAGGCAGGUUUUUACAAACGCUUCAGAGCAAACAAAGGGGAGAGUUUUGUCAGCACCACACGAAAGUAGGAUCAGGAGUCGAAAGAUCUCCUUGCUUAUAAACAGUAUGAACAUAACAGAGGAUGAUCUAUCCAUGGAGAUGUACGACUAUGAUUAUAACUCCACCUGUGAUCAGGAUCCCAGUCCGGAUUUAACUGAUAGAGCCACGGUCCUGCCGGUUCUUUACUACACGCUGUUUUGUCUCGGCCUGCUCGGCAACGCCACAGUUCUCUGGUUUCUUCUCCGGCACAUAAGGCUGAAGACGAUGGCUGAUGUUUGCCUCCUCAACCUGGCAUUGUCUGACCUCAUACUGGCUGUAUCCCUGCCCCUCUGGGCCUACAAUUCCCAGAGCGUGGCAAUAUGCAAACUGAUGACCGGAGUCUAUCAGUUGGGUUUCUACAGCGGGACGUUGUUUGUGACCUUGAUGAGUGUGGAUCGCUACCUGGCCAUCGUCCACGCUGUCGCAGCCAUGCGAGCCCGGACGCUUAGCUAUGGAAUCACAGCCAGCAUCACUAUCUGGGUUAUAUCUGUCUCUGUGGCGAUCCCUCAGGUGAUAUUUGCCUCCUUGGAGAUAGAUCCAGAUGAUAACAGCUGGCAGUGCCAGCCACUGUACCCAGAGGACAUGCAGCGGUUUUGGAAGAUGCUGCGAAACUUCAGUGAGAACCUUGUGGGCCUUUUUGUGUGCCUCCCCAUCAUGAUUUUCUGCUAUGUGAAAAUCCUUGUUGUGCUGUCCAAGUCCAGGAACUCCAAGAAGGACAGAGCUGCAAAGUUGAUAUUCACCAUAGUGUGUGUGUUUGUGGUGUGCUGGGUCCCCUACAACGUCACGGUUUUCCUGCAGACGCUGCAGCUGUUUGAAAUCCUGAGCAACUGCGAGGCUUCAAAAAACAUCAACUCUGCCAUGAACUUUGCUGAGAUCAUCGCACUGUCUCACUGCUGCGUAAAUCCAGUCAUCUAUGCAUUUGUAGGGGAGAAGUUUAGGAAGUCACUGGGCAAUGUGCUCGCUAGAUACCUCUGCUGGGGUCACCAGAGCAGACGGACUCUCAGCCCGAGAGACACCACCGAGAAAGAGACGUCCAACACACCCGUAAAAUCAGAUUAUUAGAAUGAUGAAUACUGCUUGCUUCUGUGCUGUGGUGGAGGGUGCAUGUGUGAUGUAAUGAUGUUUUUAUUUCUCUAUUCAGAGGUUGCAAAAGGGAAAGUGUGUGUGUGUGUGUGUGUGUGAGGUGUUAUGUGUGUGGUCUGUGAUUCUAAGAGCUGCAAUCUUACUCAUUGAUUACCAGUAAGGAACGCUUCCUUUUAAAAAUAUAUAGAAAUCCAUGAAGCGUUUGUUGAAAUCAUGCAAUUUUACCCGUAUUUGUAGCUUGUAGAAAAAAAAAA
Messenger RNA from Chelmon rostratus (copperband butterflyfish), 1507 nucleotides. RefSeq names its product C-C chemokine receptor type 2. The transcript is spliced from 4 exons. Gene Ontology annotation, biological process: chemotaxis; G protein-coupled receptor signaling pathway; immune response. Gene Ontology annotation, cellular component: membrane. Bases 198 to 1232 code for a protein of 344 amino acids. Lineage: Eukaryota; Metazoa; Chordata; Actinopteri; Chaetodontiformes; Chaetodontidae. The record is from RefSeq and is a predicted model, not a curated record. Gene Ontology annotation, molecular function: chemokine receptor activity.